This is a messenger RNA of Cercopithifilaria johnstoni, 441 nucleotides long. The record is from the annotation of a GenBank genome assembly. NCBI's taxonomy places the organism in Eukaryota, Metazoa, Nematoda, Chromadorea, Rhabditida, Onchocercidae.
AUGGCUGUACAGUACAAGACGAAACCUCCAAGUGAUGAGUGCAAAUGGAUAUGCAUAUAUCCGUUAUAUAUGAAUUCUCGGAAGACCAUUGCACAGGGACGACGAGUGAGCAAGAAUAAGGCGGUGGACUCACCAACAGCACAAGAAAUCUUCGAUAUCUUGUCGAAUGCUGGCAUGAAAGCGAAGCUUGAGAAGCAAAAGAUGCAUCCAUUGGAUUCAAAUCGUGAUGCUAAUUCUCAAGGAAGAGUACGGGUGCAGUUGCGAAAUGAUGAUGGUUCCCUGUAUGAUCAGAAAUUCCCAACGAGGAUGUCACUAAUGUUAUACGCAUGUGAAAUGGUGCCAAAAUUGAAAUCACGUCAAGUUGGUAGCGGAAUAACAUCACAGUCUUCUUCGGGUGGCGGAAUUGGUGGCGGGAAGGCCAAUAAAAAGAAGAAGCGAUAA